GAAGUUCCCUUUGGAAAACGUUAGUCUGAAGCUCCUCAGCAGAGACUUGAACGUGACCCGCUGGUGUAACGUCUGCAAUGUUCAGGAUGAAGACGACCAAACGGUUUCAUGGAAUUUUACCGCCGAUCGUGUUUCUAACCCGGUUGGAACGCGACCACACGCGGAUCAGAACCAAAGCGUUUUCUUCUACAGAGUAGAAGUUCUCCUGGAACGGCUCUGGUUCUGUCCGUUCCGGACUCGCGCCGCCAUGGGCAGCUCCGCGGCGUCUGAGGAGGACCGUGAGGAGGCGGGUCCGGACCGGAGCGGAUCCACGGAGUCCUCCGGGGGGGGCGACGUCCUCCAGGGGAAGCGGGCCAAGAAGACGGUGGAGAGGCUGGACCUCCAAGCCCCCAAGCAGAAGGAGAAGCUGAAGAUCGGAGACGGUACUGGAGACAAGCUGGGGGACAUUCCUCGCACCGCCCACCAGAUCAGCAGGAUGAAGCCAGCAGACCUGAAGCCGCUCCAUUCCAUCCUGUACGACCGACCCGGGAAGGUGUCCACCAUGAAGAGGAACCUGCGUCUCUUCAACGGGUUCCCCUUCCAGGCGGACAGCGAGCAGUUCCACCGGAAACGGGACAAGCUGCUGAAGAGCUCCAACCUGAGCAACAGCAAGCUGAAGGUGGUCUGCACCGUGCUGGACCUGGAGAAGAAGGGCACCCACGCCGACCUCAUCCACAGGAUCCUCAGCUUCCUGCUGGCGCCCAAGAACAGCGGCAAGCGCCUUCCUGUGAAGAAGAGGAGGAGGUCCAAGAAGAAGCUGACCAGUGAGGACUCCAAGAAGAAGAGCAGGCCCAGAGAGCGCAGCUCCUGCAGCCCCAAGAAGUCCAGAACAGGAAGCAAGUCCAAAGCCAUCGUCAUGGACUCCAGCAGCGACGACGAAGACGAGGACGAAGACGAGAAGACGGGAGCUUCGGCUACGGCGGCAGAGUCUGACGGAGAGAAACCUGCUGAUGAAGAGGAGCAGCCCUCAGAGAGAUCAGACAAUGAAGAGCAGUCUUCCAGGUCGGACUCGGACCGAACCAAGAAGAAGACGGCCAAGUCCCAGGAGACGCCAACAAAGAAGAGGAGGGUGAAGAAGAGGAGCUCAGAGGAGCUGGAGCAGCCCAGAAAGAAGAGAGCCGCUCCGCCACCGUCUGCAGCCAAAAUCCAGAACGCCUCAGACACAGACUCUGAAGACGACCUGCCGCUCAUCAAGAUGGUGAAGACGAGUCUGAGCGACGCGGAGCUGAAAGAGACGCUGCAGACGCUGCUGAGAGACGCCGACCUGGAGGAGAUGACCAUGAAGAAGAUCUGCCAGAAGGUUUUUGACAUGUUUCCAGAACACGACCUGAGCAGCAGGAAAGACUUCAUCAAACAGACCGUUAAGGAUAUCAUCACAUGAAGAUGCAGAAGACCCCCCCUCCCUCCCCCGCUGGUCUUACUUUAGUGCUUUUUUUACCUGAAUGAUUCUGAGUGUUUGAAUGUUCUCCUGUUCCUUUAAUAAAGUUUUACAGUUUUGAAGAAAAC
Molecule: messenger RNA, 1545 nt
Organism: Oryzias latipes (Japanese medaka)
Lineage: Eukaryota; Metazoa; Chordata; Actinopteri; Beloniformes; Adrianichthyidae
Gene: dek
Product: DEK proto-oncogene
Biological process (GO): chromatin organization; regulation of double-strand break repair
Cellular component (GO): nucleus
Molecular function (GO): histone binding; DNA binding
Source: RefSeq, a predicted model, not a curated record